Closterium sp. Naga37s-1 is the source of this 1584-nucleotide messenger RNA. Lineage: Eukaryota; Viridiplantae; Streptophyta; Zygnematophyceae; Desmidiales; Closteriaceae. The record is from the annotation of a GenBank genome assembly.
AUGGUGUCGAAGCGAUGGGCCUUGCUGCUCCCCGGCGUCGUGCGCAUGAGCGCUGCCGCCGACUCGUCAUCUCGUCGGAAGGACCCUGGCGAUCAAGACGACUCGCUGCUUCCCGUCCCCACGCUCUCCACACCCGCGCUCCUCCGCACGCUGUCCCGCGCGCCGAGCGUGACUUCCCUCACGCUGGGCGACGGUGCCGUCGAUUUUUACGACCACGAUUUCCUUAGCUCGGUGCUCGCCGCUUGUCCCAAGCUCACGCGCCUCAGCUUCGGCGAGCCUCGUUUCACUGCCGCACCGCCGCCCUUCACAAUCAGCCUCGCAUCGCUCGAUUCAUUCUUCCGCGCCGCAGCGCCGCAGUUACAGGAGCUCGCUCUGGUGCUUCCUCCCAACGUAACCGAGCUUCCUGAUUCCAUCUCGUCGCUCUCGUCGCUGCGCGUGCUUCGCCUCCGCGCCAACGAGUUGGCACACCUCCCGGACGGACUGUGCCUUCUGCCCGCGCUCCGGGAGUUGCAUCUCAACUGUCCGGAACUGUGGGAGCUGCCCAAGAACUUCGGGCAGCUGAAAAUCUUGACGCACCUCUCCAUCGGCGAGUGCGAGAACUCUCCGGUUUUCCGCCUGCCGGAUUCCCUGGGCGACCUCCCGUCGCUCACCUCUCUCCGCAUCGACUGCUCGUGCCACUUGCAUGUCCCGAGUAGCAUCGACGCGCUGCAGCAGCUGCGGCGCCUGGAGCUGCGACGCUUCGACGACGAGUUACCAGACGCGUGCGACGCGUGGGCGAAGCUGGAAGAGGUCGCGCUGGACGAAUGCCGUAUGCGCUCUCUCCCGCCCACGUGGCUGGAAACCCUAACUCGCCUCACCCUGCGCUCCUGCAAUCACCUCGAGUCGUUCCCCUUCGACCAAGUAGUCUGGGACCCACAGCUGCGCCACUUGACUCUAGAGGGUGUUGAGUCUAUUGUGCCGCUCCACCCCCUCAGUCGACUGACCUCCCUCCAACGGCUCAAGCCUGUCGUUCCAGAGAACAUUGGCCAGCUGGCGGCUCUGGAGUGGCUAGAGCUGAAAGGGCAUGUCUCGGAGAACGGCCUUCCAGCAUCCCUGGCGAGGCUAGGCGCGUUGCAGUUUCUCUCUGUCGAAUCUGACAGUCUGGAUCGGCUUCCAGGCGCUCUCAGCGGCCUGUCCUACCUGCAAGAAGCAUCUCUGAGCUGUCCAGCCCUUCCCAGCCUGCCUCCCUCCUUCUGCCUCCUCUCUCACCUCCGCAUACUCACCAUCACCGGUAGCAACUGUCUUGUCACCCUACCCACUGAUUUCGGCUCCCUAGGCGCCCUCCGACGCCUCUCCAUCCACUCCUGCUCGCGCUUGCACAGCCUCCCCGACUCGUUCUCCUCGCUUGCCUCCCUCGUCCACCUCACCAUCACAAAGUGCCCGCAACUUUCCACCUUCCCUGAUGGCUUCGGUUCCCUGCCCCGACUGGCCCAGCUGACAAUCACCCACUGCGACUCCUUCACCCACCUGUCCACCUCCUUCCCCUCCCUGCCGUCCCUCCGUGUGGCCGACUUGAGCUUCUGCAACCACUUGCUCUCCCUGUGA